Molecule: messenger RNA, 1469 nt
Organism: Chelonus insularis
Lineage: Eukaryota; Metazoa; Arthropoda; Insecta; Hymenoptera; Braconidae
Gene: IntS12
Product: Integrator 12
Exons: 6
Coding region: 587-1375 (262 amino acids)
Biological process (GO): snRNA 3'-end processing
Cellular component (GO): integrator complex
Source: RefSeq, a predicted model, not a curated record
AAAUUCCUUUCUUGGAAUCAAAUAUAUCGUUGUAUAUUUGCAGUGCACUCCAAUUAUUCUCCCAAUUUGCAGUUAUCCUAUUUUUUACUCAAUACUCGAGUUUAUUUUGCGAGUGUACAUAAGAUAUAAAUACUCAUAAUGAUCAUUAUAUAAAUUAAAUGCAAACACUUGGCAUUUAAUUUUUUAUUUUUGCGGAUUUAUUUUCGGAGUAGAUUAUCAUUUGGAGUAUAUUAUAAAUAAAAAGGAUUAAUAGAAUAUAAAGAAAAAAUUAACUACAAAAAUAUAUACUUAUAAAUAUAUUCCAAUGACACCAACUCCGUACUAAACACUGAUUAUAUCUUUUGAAUGUUGUCAGAUGCAUUCUGAUUAUCGACGAACACAUUUAUAUCUUUCAGCCAAUGCUAUAAAAAUAGAUUCAAUUUCUUUAAUAUAAUUAUUGGAAUAUUUAAUUGAUAUAUAUAUAUAUAUAUAUACAUAAAUUUAAAUUAAAAAUAUCGUUAUUUAAUUCUAAUAAUAAUUCUACAUUAUCAGGAGUAAAGGAGUGCUCAAAAUUUAAACUCUAUCACGAUCAUUAUCUUGAAUAAAUAUGACUCAAUUUGAGUUGGAUCCUCAAUUUGUUCAAGGACUUAGACUCCUUCAUUCAAGCAAUAAAGAUUCAAUGGAUCAAUUAAGAACACUUUUAGAUGAAGCUAUUAAACAAAAAUAUGGUCUGUCCAAAAUGUUGUGCAACGUUUUACACAAGAAGUAUACCAUUGAAGAACCUGUUUUAAGUGAUCACAGUAGCUGCAGUAGCAAGAAAAGUAAAAGCUCUAGUUCAUCAUCGAAACACUCUGGCAAAUUCAGCAAGAGUGAUUCUAUUGAAGAAAUAGCUCCUCGAGAUACACCACCAGAUUUAUUACAAAGUGAUGACCCAUUAGCUGAAAUAUUGGAGGACGAUCUUACAUGUGUGGUUUGUAAGGGUAUGGAUGUUGGGGCGAGAAAUAGGCUUGUUGAAUGUGCUGAUUGUCAUGCUCUAUAUCACCAAGAAUGUCAUAGCCCUCCAAUCCAGGAUUCUCAGAUUGAUAUCCCAAAACACAUUUGGUAUUGUUCCAACUGCAUAAAAAUAUAUCAGCCGCCUAAAGAAAAAGGUUCACCAAAACCUUCAUCAGAAAGUAAAAAAGAGUCCAAAAAAAGUACAAAUUCAAAACAUUCAGACAAAUAUAAAAGUUCUUCUAGUAGUGAGAUAUCCUCAUCAUCGUCUGCUCCAAAAAUUGUACCUAAUAUUAAUAUAAUUGAUAAAAGAUAUAAAGACAUAUCAAAAAAAUCUAAAUCAGAUAAACGGAGCAGUUCUUCAGGAAAACAUUCAUCUAGUCCAUCUACUAUAUCAUCCAAAUAAAUUAAUAAAUUUUCCAUUUAAUAUUCUGAAUAUUUUAUAAAAAUUCAUAUUAUUUUAAUUAAUAUGUGUAUAAUAAUUAAAUAAUUUUUCAUAA